AUGGAAAGAAAGAACCAGACAAUUCUGACAGAGUUCAUUCUCUUGGGACUGUCGGAUGAUCCUAACAUCCAAUCUGUCCUUUUUGCUACAGGGCUGUUGAUAUACAUGUUCACAUUAGCAGGGAACCUGACCAUUAUUAUUUUGAUACAGACUGACCAGCACCUCCAGACUCCAAUGUACUUCUUGCUGAGCAAUCUCUCCUUUACUGAGAUCUGCUACAUCAGCUCCACCAUGCCAAAGAUGUUAUGGGAUCUUGUGUCAGGGAACAAGACCAUCUCUUUCGCUGGCUGCGCACUCCAAAUGUACUGCUUUCUAACCACAGCAGCUACGGAAGGUAUUCUACUCUUAGUCAUGGCAUAUGACCGUUAUGCUGCCAUCUGCCACCCAUUGCACUACACCUUGCUCAUGAGCCAGCCUGUGCUCAGAUGGCUCCUCGCAGUGUCAUGGGCCAUUGGAGGUCUUAAUGCCACUGCCAAUACUGCCUUUGUUUUCUCCUUGGACUUCUGUGGUCCCAAUAAGAUAGUGCACUUCUUCUGUGACAUCCCACCUGUCUUGCAUCUGUCCUGCUCUGAUACUUCCCUUGCUGAACUGGUGACUUUUAUGAUCUCUGGAAGUAUCAUGACAGUAACUGUUUCCUUAAUUGUCCUCUCCUAUGUCCUGAUUGUCUUAUCUGUGCUCAAAAUCAGUACGGCUCAGGGCAGGAUCAAGACAUUCUCCACUUGUGCCUCCCACCUUACUGUGGUGAGUAUCUUCUACAGCACAGCCCUCUUCACUUACAUGAGACCUUCUUCCAGUCACUCCAUGGAAGAUGAUCGAGUGAUCUCUGUGUUGUACACCAUCAUAACUCCUUUGUUGAACCCUCUAAUCUACAGCCUCAAAAACAAAGAAAUGCAGGCAGCGCUUCUAAAUUUUCUUGGGAAGAAACAACAUUGUUAG
Molecule: messenger RNA, 936 nt
Organism: Gekko japonicus
Lineage: Eukaryota; Metazoa; Chordata; Lepidosauria; Squamata; Gekkonidae
Product: olfactory receptor 5F1-like
Exons: 1
Coding region: 1-936 (311 amino acids)
Biological process (GO): G protein-coupled receptor signaling pathway
Cellular component (GO): membrane
Molecular function (GO): G protein-coupled receptor activity; olfactory receptor activity
Source: RefSeq, a predicted model, not a curated record